Molecule: messenger RNA, 457 nt
Organism: Paralichthys olivaceus (Japanese flounder)
Lineage: Eukaryota; Metazoa; Chordata; Actinopteri; Pleuronectiformes; Paralichthyidae
Product: claudin-10-like
Biological process (GO): cell adhesion; bicellular tight junction assembly
Cellular component (GO): bicellular tight junction; plasma membrane
Molecular function (GO): structural molecule activity
Source: RefSeq, a predicted model, not a curated record
AUCUACGACCUUUGGUAGAAUGAGUGAAGCUCGUCCAGUCACCAGGAUGUGGAGGAGACCGGCUCAGAUCCUGGGUCUGAUGCUGUGGAUACUCGGCUGGGGCUCGGUGGGCUGCACGCUCGCUAUGGACCACUGGAGAGUGGCUCAGGCGGGGGGGCGAGCCGGCUCCUCUGUGGUGGUGAUAACCUGGUACUGGUCCGACCUGUGGAAGGACUGCUACGAAGACUCCACUGCUCUGGUGAACUGUGUGGACUUUGGAGUUCUGUGGACGGUCAAACCGUACGUCCAGGCCGUCAGGGGGCUGCUGAUCACCGGCCUGUGCCUCGGCUCGAUGGGCACGGUGCUGGCGUUUCUGGGGAUGGAGUGCACACGUGUCGGUGGCGACCAGAGAAGUAAAGACGGGCUGUUGAUGACAGCGGCUGCUUUCCAUCUGCUGGGCUGUGAGUGUGAACUGUAA